Molecule: messenger RNA, 2311 nt
Organism: Strongylocentrotus purpuratus (purple sea urchin)
Lineage: Eukaryota; Metazoa; Echinodermata; Echinoidea; Camarodonta; Strongylocentrotidae
Product: F-box/LRR-repeat protein 5
Exons: 9
Coding region: 16-1956 (646 amino acids)
Biological process (GO): intracellular iron ion homeostasis
Molecular function (GO): protein binding
Source: RefSeq, a predicted model, not a curated record
AUACUGCGAAGCAAAAUGGCUCCUUCUCCAGCUCCAGCGCCUUCCGAAGUUGAUGUGUUUUCUGGACCACAUAGCCGCAUGAAACGACUGGUCCAGUUAUAUUCCGAGAAGUUAUCAGAAGUUGACCUGUCUAGCUGUUCUGACCUUCGUUCAUUGCUGUGGAUUCUGAAGGCAACUUUCUCAGAAUUCAAGACUCAUGAACACAUCGAGAAUGAAUGCAUUAUGUGGAGACUGAAAAAUAGAUUACAAUUUCUCAAGGUUGAGAUAGCAGCUGUGUCUGAGGUUCACUCAGACAACAAACUAAGUGAGAUGGUACAGCUGGUAGAAGAUGCCUGCUGCCAAGCAGACAAGUGCACCUGCCCCAAGCAAGCAGCCCAGAUAGGUCACAAUCUUAUCUUGGCACUCCGUAACUUCACAGAGGAUUUCUUGCCUCACAUGCAAGAGGAAGAAGAGAUUUUCCAGCCUCUGUUGAUGGAAUACUUCAGCUACAAUGAGUUGAAAGAGAUCAAGUCCAAUGUGAUUGAGAAACACCAGAAGCUCACCAAGUACUGCCCAGAGGAAAAAGAAGAGUCAGAAGAUGACAAAGAAACAAUUGAUGCCUCCAGAACUGCACCAGAUGAUGAAGAGGCAUACAACGAGGAGGUGGAGGAGGAGGACAACACCCUGAGUAAGAUUCAAGGACUGCCUGCUGAACUGCUACUGCAUAUCUUCUCUCACCUGAACCCCUUGGACCUGAGCCAGUGCAGCAUGGUGUGUACCCGGUGGGCAGGACUAGCCAGAGACCCGUCUGUCUGGAAGCAUCUAUAUCCAUCACGCUGGGCCAAAGGUAACUGGCAGUUUGGUGCAUCUGUUCAUCUGCCUGAAGACAUCGACAUGGAGUCCUUGGAACAAGACAAUGAUGUCUAUGUCGUGGUUGAUGAGGAUGCAGAUUUUGAUGAAUCCGCAUCUUCUGCCAUUGAAAGUGAUGCCAGUAAUGCCAGUGUAGCUAGCUACAGGGCUGAAUGCAUUCGCCGGGAAGCACGCAUGCUGGUUGCCAUGGCGAAGUACCUAAUUCCUCAUGUUGGAGAUGGUGUAGAGACAAUCAUUCUCUCAAACAGCAAAGGUGUCACUAAUGGCUUGGUCUACAAGUUACUAAUCCAAUGUCCCAACCUGCAAUAUCUCAAUUUGUCAGAAACCAAGAUAUCUGACAUUGCAUUCAAAGGGCUUGGAAAGAAUGGUGUUGGUAGUAAGCUAAGGCACCUGGAUCUCUCUGGCUGUGUGAACAUCACGGACACAACCCUCCAGAGACUGGCAUCUAUCCGACAACCCCUGCAAACCAUACCUGACAAUCAGAUGAUGGACACUUCCAACUACGCCAAACCAGAUUACCAGCACGGCGUCAACGAUAAAAAUGGCAGACCGCUGAAUGUUGAUCCUAUGGUUAGUAACAGAGAUCAGGGGUGUUGCUCAAGGAGACAUAAUGAGACACAACAUGAUACAGACAUUGUCAACAGAAGGCAACAAGGGUCCUGUGAUGGUGGUUGUCAUGGAAACAACAGUGUUUCACACUCUCAAAGACUAUCUAUGGAUACUGCUCCAAGGACUAAGAGCCGCCAUGAUGGCAGGCAUGAUAGGAGCAGUUACCAUGGCACAGGAGAGUAUGAGCAUACGGAUGGAGGCAAUUUAUCAAGACGACUGCAAUUCUUGAGUCUGUCAGGUUGCUACAGGAUCACUGAUGUUGGAUUAGGAUUACUGUCUCAAGGAGGGGGCUGGCCCAACCUCGCCCAUCUUGAUCUCUCUGGAUGCCUCAAUGUCAGCGGGGCGGGGCUGUCUCUCCUGGCAGACAUCUGCCCCACCCUCAACCACGAGACAUUCUACUACUGUGAUAAUAUCGAGGAGGGACCGUACGCUGACACUGCCAGUGGCUGCCAGAAUCUUCAGUGCGGUAACAGGGUAUGCUGCCGUCUGGGAGAGUAGAGAACUUUUGAUACUGCAGAAAUGAUGUUACAUAAUUCUAGGGCAAGUCUUAUCUACGUUGUAAUUUGGUGUGUCUUUCUUACAAAUUAUCAAGGAGUUCUGAGGAUAUAUCUUCUGUUUGGAACAACAUGAUAAGUCUGUGUUAAAAUACAGGAGUUAAUGCCACUGUUGCUCCAACAGACAAAAUUCAUGUCAAAUGUAUCACAUCACAUCAUUUUUUGUUCAGAUCCAAUCUCUAGUAGGGCUAUUAAUGUAAUACAAUGGUCAGGUAUGCUCCAAGCUGAUGGUUGGAUACGUAUGGGACAGAAUAGCUUGGACUUGCCCUCAGUUGUUCAAUCGUUGUUAGAUUUUUUUU